CACGUCCCCUUCUUUCACAAGCCAAAAAUGUCCCAGUCAGACGGUGUUCCUCAGACGAACGGCGCAGCCACACACGGCAAGCCUGAUUACUUGAACACUCUCCCCGGUGCCGACCAUGAGUGGAAGAUUACCCUUGAGGGAAAGGUUAUUGCUAUCACCGGCGCCAACCAAGGUAUCGGCCUUGGCAUUGCCCAAGUCUGCCUCGCCAACGGUGCCGCCACCGUCUACAGUCUCGACAUCAGCAAGCCCGGCGAGGACUUCGCCAGUCUGGAGAAGAAAUACCCAGGGCGGUUUGAAUACCUGACCGUGGAUGUGACCGAUGAGACAAGCGUGGCAGCCGCUCUCGACGCCAUUGUUGCCUCCAAAGGUCGAUUCGACGGCAUGGUCGCCAACGCCGGGGCUACCAAGCACCAGCCGGCUCUGGAGUUCACCGGCGAGCAGGUAGAGAAGUUGUUCCGGCUAAACUUUAUUGGGGCGUGGAACUGCGCAACGGCCGCGGCCAGAAUGUUCAUUAAGCUCGGGUGCAAGGGCAGCAUCGUCUUCACCGCCAGCAUGACCAGCUACCGGCCCAACCGGGCUGCGCCGUCCGCACCAUACGGAGCUACUAAGGGCGCCGUCCGGAACAUGACCCACACCCUAGCCAUGGAGUGGGCUCAGUACGGCAUCCGGGUGAACAGCAUCUCGCCCGGCUUUGUGAAGACGGCCCUCACGUAUUACGUCGAGACCGCCCCCGACUGGGACACCAAGAUGAAGUACUAUGGCGGCAUGCCCCGGUUGGCGUUGCCACAGGAGUUGGGUGGCGCUUACGUCUAUCUCCUCUCUGAGACGGCGACGUACACGACUGGUAUUGAUAUUCCUAUAGCGGGUAUUGUUGGUGCUUGGUAGUUGUAGGGAGUUGUCUAGGUGGUCUAAUUAGUUUAAUUCGCGCUCAAAUGGGUAUUAUCGUUAUUUAUAUCACCACACAGACGGCGCAGGUCAUCGCAUUACAGCAAUUUUAGCUUGGAUUUAUCUAGCACUGCAACUAGCAGGAAAUGUCUUCCGAAGAAU
Messenger RNA from Phialemonium atrogriseum, 1047 nucleotides. RefSeq names its product short-chain dehydrogenase. Lineage: Eukaryota; Fungi; Ascomycota; Sordariomycetes; Cephalothecales; Cephalothecaceae. The record is from RefSeq and is a predicted model, not a curated record. Bases 28 to 885 code for a protein of 285 amino acids. Gene Ontology annotation, molecular function: oxidoreductase activity, acting on NAD(P)H, oxygen as acceptor. The transcript has 2 exons. Gene Ontology annotation, cellular component: intracellular anatomical structure.